UAUCUUCGGGGGCGGACCAGUCACCGGAAAAUGCUGUAACUGCCAGUAUACGGCUGCUAAAACGAAACCGUUGAUAUCUUAACCGCCCAAACGCCUCCGUCGAAACAAACAGGGAUUCUCCAAUUUCCGAUUAUAAAUUACUCCCGCAGUUGGAUUCGAUUUUACCGAAGUUCAGAAUUAGUAGUAGAAUCUUUUCCUUCCUUCUGCACAGUACUCUUUUAGCGAUAAUGGAGUCCGGCAUGGUCGUCUCAGAAGCCAUCUCUGAGCUCAAGAAUGAAAUCCGUAAUGAGGAGGAAAAGCUCCUGGUCGUUGCUCCAGAUGGUGAGGUUAAGGAGAUCGCUGUUUUGACCGAGAUCAAGAAGAAGAGGAACCAAAUCCAGGUUUCGAAUGUCAAGAAGCCGUUCUUCUACUACUACAAUCUUUCUAAGAGGUACAUUAAGCAGUACAACGAAGUAGAGCUCUCUGCCCUAGGAAUGGCUAUACCUACUGUAGUGACGAUCGCCGAGAUUCUGAAGAAGAAUGGAUUAGCAUUUCAAAAGUAUUUGACGAUAUCUUCUGUAAGCUUGAAGAAUGGGGAAAAUGAUAGGCUGGUUAUGAAACCUAAGAUUGAGAUUGCCCUGAUAAAUGCAGAAAAGAUGAAGAAAAUUUCGACUGCUACAACAAGUGAAGAUUCCUGAUAUGAGUUUUGUUAGUGUAGUAUGAUCUCGGAUGUGGCUUUUCUUCUUGUUUAGCCUACUUUGUCCAGAGUUUCUACAGGAGAUGGGAGAUUUGGUAGCGAAUAGGCGAGUGAAUGGCAGAGCUUUUGGUCGAAGUAGAUUCAAUCCUAACAGAACUGAAGGAGAAGAGUCCAUUGUUAAAGAUUGGAUGUAGAGCAGCUUUCUUUGUAAUUCUUCAACUACCAAAUUCUAAUUGCAUAUAAAAUUGAAUGAACAGACUGAUUCAUUGUC
Messenger RNA from Cucurbita pepo subsp. pepo (vegetable marrow), 947 nucleotides. RefSeq lists its product as uncharacterized. Lineage: Eukaryota; Viridiplantae; Streptophyta; Magnoliopsida; Cucurbitales; Cucurbitaceae. The record is from RefSeq and is a predicted model, not a curated record. Gene Ontology annotation, molecular function: RNA binding. Gene Ontology annotation, cellular component: nucleus.